Messenger RNA from Ostrinia nubilalis (European corn borer), 436 nucleotides. RefSeq lists its product as uncharacterized. Bases 1 to 426 code for a protein of 141 amino acids. NCBI's taxonomy places the organism in Eukaryota, Metazoa, Arthropoda, Insecta, Lepidoptera, Crambidae. The record is from RefSeq and is a predicted model, not a curated record. The transcript has 3 exons.
AUGUUGACUUAUUUGACCGUGUCCCCGGAGGUGCGUUCUGCGUUGCCAGCCAUCGACGCACGCGCACCUCCGUCCCGCCCGCACGUGGCGCUCAAACUGAAGCAGUGCCAGCGCGAACUGGAGCGCACGCGCAAGAUCCAGCGCGACAACUUCGGCCUGCUGCAGCGCCUCAACGCCAUCAUGCGCGUCAACCGCCUCGACAACCACUGGCCGAAGCCGCUGCCCAACUUCCAGCAGAAAGUGGGCCUGUUCUACGACGCCAUGUCGCUGCGCAGCCGCGUGACGGCGCGGUCGGCGCCCGACGAGUCUAGCGUCUCGUCCUACCACAACGUCAAGUGCUACGCCUGCGACCUCAAGAAGAAACAUUACGAAUUCAAGAUGCUGGAAUUAAGAUCUCCGGAAGACUUGCUCCCUUCAAUUUUCUAAAGAUUUGUAC